This is a messenger RNA of Lactuca saligna, 2079 nucleotides long. NCBI's taxonomy places the organism in Eukaryota, Viridiplantae, Streptophyta, Magnoliopsida, Asterales, Asteraceae. The record is from the annotation of a GenBank genome assembly.
AUGGUGAUAGAUAUUGAAGGAAAGGAACUGAAAGUAACAGUAGAGUCUGUUCAUGACAUGUUGGGCAUACCAAUUGGUGGAACUAAACUUACAGAACUGGAUAAAUGGCCUAAGGAUGAUACAAGUUAUGAUGAAUGGAAGCAACAAUUUAAAAAAGAUUCAAUCAUCCGACUGAGUGCAAUCAACAAUGUUAUUGUUUCUACCACACAAGCUGAUUUCAAUUUCAAAUUGAAAUUAUUAGUUCUUUUUGUCAACACGUUUUGCGAGUCAACAUCAAUGGGAAGAUGCAACUUGUUUCCGUUGAGUUAUAUUUCAAGAAGAACAUAUAUCAGCAACAUAGACUGGUGCAACUAUGUUUUGGACUGUCUUGUCAGAACAAACUCAUGCAUACCAUACUCAGAUACCAGCUUCUUUGUUGGACCUUCUCAGAUACCAGCUUCUUUGUUGGACCUUCAGCUUUCUUGGUGUUCAGAGAAGAUUAGAUAUCGGGAGGCAUUUGAACAAGAAAAAGGUAGAUUUGGACUUGGAGAAAUAAAUGAAGAAUUUGUUGACGAACAUGAUGAAGGAGAUACAGAUCUUGAAGACAAUGAUUAUGACAAAGAUGAAGAUCAUUCUGUUGAGGCAUAUGAAUCAAAAAUAUCAAAAAUGAUUAAUAGUUUUGAGAUGAUAAAGUUCCCUAAAAAGGAAAGCUUUAGAAUUUUCAAGGAAAAGAUCACAAAUAUGAUUGUUGAAGAAAAAACUGAAAGCACAACACUUUUUAAUUUUCCAAGUAAUGAAACUGGAGUUAAAGGAAUCAAUUUGACACCAAUAAUGGGUCAAAAAACAAAUGAUCAAAAAGAAAAUGAAGAUAAAGAGGGAAAUGGAGUAGAAGAUAGUGAUAAUGAUGCAAGUCAACCAGAAGUAAAUUAUUUACUUGAUUCAAAUGAAGCAGAGAAUGAAGCAAUAAAGAAUGAUGCAGAUAAGAAUAAAAAAGAAGGUGAAAUUGGAGUAAAAGAGAAAGAUGGAAACAGAAAUGAAAAUGAGAAUGAUGAAGAGGAAAAAGAUGAUCAUGCUGAGGAAACAAAUAAUCAUGAGGAGACUAUUCAACAAACUGAAAAUGAAAAUUUGUUGGAUAAAGUUGUUGACUGCAUUGUGGACAAUGUCCUUGGAAUUGGAAUUUCAAGUUUAAAUAGUCAAGAAGAUGAAAUCUGGAAUCACCCUGAAAUGAAAACUAUUUUCGAUAAUAUUGAUAUACGGUCACCAAUAAGUACAGGUAAAAAUAAUACUCUUGCAGAAAAGGAAAAAUCAGAAGGUGUACAUGAACAAGGAACAAAAGUUGAAAAAACAAAGGGAGAUGAUACAGGACCAUCAAAGCAUGAUAUGGAUCAACCAAGAGAGAAGAAGCUCGUUGAUGCUUUCAAAUCACCUUUCAAAUGCAGAAUAAUACACUCAAAACCCAAACUGACACAUCAGGAGAGUAUUGUCUGUGAAUGGUUGUUCAACUUACAAGGCAAUACAUCAGAUGUGGUUGUCCAGACAAAAUUUGGUCAGAUAACAGAAAGAGCAAUUAUGGAAAGUCUAUAUACUGCUUAUCUAACUUCAACAUUGCCUGAUGAAAGAAAGUAUGAAAAAUUCAAGGAGAACUUUCAUGAGAGUACAAAUGGGUACAAAAAAAUCUUGAACAUAAAAGAUAUUGACAUGAAAAAUUUCUUUGUGAGAUAUUUUAAAGCAAUAAAUCAUCCAAGAGCAAAUGCAAUCUCAAAAGAAUGUAUCAAACCCCAACGACUUGAAAUGUCAUGGAGAACAGUUAAAAACAAAGUUGAUUGUGGGGUCUUUGCAAUGAGACAUAUGGAGACCUAUAUGGGACAACCACUCUCAAAAUGGAAAUCAGGUCUUCAUAAAGAAAGUGCAGUUCAGCAAACUACUUUAGAGAACCUCAGGCAAAGAUAUACACUAAUAAUGCUAACUUCUGAAAUUAACAUGUUGAAGGCUAAGGUGUUGGAUCUUGCUGAAAAAUAUCAAAAAGUUGAAUUCAAAGUGCGUACUGAUCAUACAUACAAGGCUAUGAAAACAAUUCAAAAAAGGUUAAAAGAAUAUUGA